This is a messenger RNA of Daphnia pulicaria, 1027 nucleotides long. RefSeq lists its product as uncharacterized. Lineage: Eukaryota; Metazoa; Arthropoda; Branchiopoda; Diplostraca; Daphniidae. The transcript has 4 exons. Bases 50 to 700 code for a protein of 216 amino acids. The record is from RefSeq and is a predicted model, not a curated record.
UCCCACUGUUCGUUUAUCUUUUCGUGUUCUGAUUGGAGUAUGGGUGUUAAUGGCCACAGUCAUUGUCAACAGUUAUUCAAGCACAGUCAUUUCGUAUUUGACGAUACCUAUCCUGAAACUACCUAUCAACACAUUCGAAGAUCUAGCUUCCAGUAAAGACGUCGGUAUAAUUCUCUAUGAAGAUAUCAUAAUAAGCAAACAAAUAUUGGAAGAAAAAUCAGGCGCUCUUAAGAUUCUAGGAGAUCAAGCUCGCAACAAUCAAGAUCGAUUAUUUACCGAUUCGGCGAAACUGAACACUCGUUUAGCAACUGGUCGUUAUGCUUAUCCAUACGUACAAACCUUCUGUAAAUUUUACGUUGUCAAUCAAUUCAAAAAGGAUGGCAAAUGUCGUUUCCGAAUGACUGAUCCUCUACCUAUUCAACCGGGAUUCUUUUCGAUCGUUCUUCAGAAGAACAGCAAGUUUACGUCAAUGUUUAACAGAGCUGCGAUGGAGCUCUGGGAAACCGGACUCGUUCCGUUUUGGUUAAAAAAUGCAUUUCCACAAGCACCACAAUGUUUCGUCCAACCGUCUCGGAAGUCUACCCGUCUGGUGCCGAUUUCAUUAAAAGACCUUAUGGGUGCUUUUUUUAUUUUUUCCAUUGGCGUUGGCCUGUCGGCGUUCACUUUUCUUGCGGAGAAGAUCUUUCACUUCAGAAAGUGAUGUGUGGCUUCGACAAGCCCGAUGAAACAAUAGGCCUCUUAUUAGCAAACUUACCGGUGCACUUCUAUGUAGUCAUAUGUAGCCUUAAAUGCCAUAAUAUUGCCGAAUAUUGCAUCUUCUUGCUUGAUCAGAAAAUGCUCAUGUGAAUGAAGAAAUACUUUAUGCUUCAUAGCGGAACAAGUAAACCUGAAUGACACAGAACAUAAUUAUAAAGCAGAUAAUGCAUUGAUUAUAUUUAUUAUUUAACUAAAUGUGGGAGAAGUUGGAAAGAUGGAACAUUUGCAUGUAAUAAUUCUGCUCCACUCACAAAUAAACAAAUCUAACCGA